ACCUGAGAACUCGAGUCCCACGAGCCUCAAUACACUUGCUCGGAGAUACCGCACUCCAAGACUUCAACUCGAAGGAAUAUGCCCUUCCUUCGUACAACCAAGGGAACAAACCUCCCUUAAAGUGUUCACAACACUUAACCACUCAAGAACAAAAACUCUCUUAAAGAGUAGAAUAUGAGUAAACUAAUUUAGAUCAAGAACACACUCAAUUCCUCAAGAAAUGGCUCUAAAAAGCUAUGUAAAAAGUUUAUGGAAUGAUGCAAUGCCUCAAAACGAGUAGACAAUUUUGCGUUUAGGCAUCUCAUUGUUGUUUCAAAAAUUCCCGCUCAAAUGUUGCUGUGAGUAGAAAGAAAUUCCUUUCUUAGUUCUAUCACUAAAACGUACAGAAACACGCAAUUUUAAGCUUAGUCGAAGAUUUGAAGUGAUUUUUGCUUCAGAAGAAGUGAGUUUCUGAUGGAUUAGUCGUAAGCGAGGAGAUGGAAUCGCUUACGGUUGACGACGAGUUGAAGACCGGUGUGAAUCGGUCUGGAUCUAGAGUUCCGAGGCUUUUUAUUAAAGAGAUGGUGAUGAGAAAUUUCAAAUCCUAUGCCGGUGAGCAGCGCGUUGGCCCCUUUCAUAAGAGUUUCACGGCAGUAGUUGGUCCCAAUGGAAGCGGGAAGAGUAACGUAAUUGAUGCCAUGUUGUUUGUGUUUGGAAAGCGAGCCAAACAAAUGCGGCUUAAUAAAGUAUCAGAGCUCAUUCACAAUUCAACCAAUCACCAGAAUUUGGAAAGUGCUGGUGUAUCUGUUCACUUUCAGGAAAUUAUUGAUUUGGAUGAUGGGGCAUUUGAAGCAGUACCUGAAAGUGAUUUUAUAAUAACUCGUGUUGCUUUUAGAGACAAUUCUUCCAAAUACUACAUCAAUGAUAGACUUAGUAAUUUUACCGAGGUCACAAAGAAAUUGAAAGGGAAAGGAGUUGACUUGGAUAACAAUCGUUUUUUAAUUCUUCAGGGUGAGGUUGAGCAGAUAUCCUUGAUGAAGCCAAAAGCACAAGGAACUCAUGAUGAAGGCUUUCUUGAGUACCUAGAGGAUAUCAUUGGAACUAACAAAUAUGUCGAGAAGAUUGAUGAAUCAUUUAAGCAACUCGAAUCCCUCAAUGAAAGGAGGACUGGGGUUGUUCAAAUGGUGAAGCUGGCUGAGAAAGAAAGAGAUAGCCUGGAGGGUGUAAAGAAUGAAGCUGAAGCCUACAUGCUCAAAGAAUUAUCCCUGCUAAAAUGGAAAGAGAAAGCAACAAAGUUAGCUUUUGAAGACAAUUCAGCUAAGCUUGUUGACCUACAGGCAAACAUUUCUACUACAGAAGAGAAUCUGAAAAACGAAAGGGAGAAAAUUCAAGAAAGCAGCAAAACGUUGAAGGAGCUUGAGGGACUUCAUAUGAAGUGUCUGAAAAGACACGAGGAACUUGGCAAUAGCUUGGCAUGUUGCAAAGAUGAGUUCAAGGAAUUUGAAAGGCAAGAUGUGAAGUACCGUGAGGAUUUGAAGCAUUUGAAAGAGAAGAUGAAGAAGCUUGAUGUUAAACUCGAUAAGGAUUCAGCAAAAAUUGAUGAUAUCACAAAGAAGUGUGAAGAGUCUACUGAUUUGAUUCCACGGCUGGAGGAAGAUAUUCCAAAGCUGCAGAAGAUUUUAGUAGAUGAGGAAAAAAUCCUAGAGGAAAUCAAAGAGAACUCUAAAGCUGAAACAAAGGCUCUCAGAAGUGAACUUGCUGAUGUUCGAGCUGAACUAGAACCAUGGGAGAAGCAGUUGAUUGAGCACAGAGGAAAACUUGAAGUUGCAUCUACUGAAGUGAAACUUCUAUCUGAAAAGCAUGAGUCUGGCCAUGCUGCUUAUGAGGAUGCUCAGAAUCAGAUGACAGAAAUAGAACAGAGAAUUCAGAAUAAAGGUGCAAGCAUAAAUAAUUUAAUGAGUGAGCUUGAAAAGAACAAGAUUGAAAAAUCAGAAACCCAAAAGAUGGAAAAUGAACUCAACAUAGAAGAACAAAAGCUAAUUCCUCUUGAAAAAGCUGCCAGAUCUAAGCUCUCAGAGCUUGUCUCUGUAAUGGAGUCUGAGAAGAGUCAAGGAUCAGUUUUGAAAGCUUUACUACACGCGAAAGUGGAAAAUCUCAUUCCGGGAAUAUAUGGUCGUAUGGGGGAUUUAGGUGCUAUUGAUGAAAAGUAUGAUGUUGCAAUAUCAACAGCAUGUCCUGGACUCGAUUAUAUCGUAGUGGAGACAACUGCAGCAGCGCAGUCAUGUGUCGAGCUAUUACGCAAUAAAAAUCUUGGUGUUGCUACUUUUAUGAUUCUGGAGAAGCAGGUUGAUCAUUUACGCAAAAUAAAAGAGACAACAACUACACCUGAAGGAGUUCCACGGUUGUUUGAUCUAGUUAAGGUUCAAGAUGAAAAAUUGAAGCUUGCUUUUUUUGCAGCAUUGGGGAAUACAGUUGUUGCUAAAGACAUAGAUCAGGCAACUCGAAUUGCAUAUGGAGGAAACAAAGAAUAUAGACGUGUUGUAACACUUGAUGGUGCCCUUUUUGAAAAGUCUGGGACUAUGAGUGGUGGAGGAUGUAAGCCACGUGGUGGUAAGAUGGGAUCAUCAAUUCGACCUGCCAGUGUUUCUGGAGAAGCUAUUUCUAAUGCCGAAGAUGAGCUUUCAAAGUUAUGUGAAAGGUUGAGGGAUGUCAGACAAAGGAUUUCUGAAGCGGUGACACGUUACAGGUCCUUGGACGAAGCAAAAUCUCACAUGGAGAUGGAAUUAGCCAAAAGCCAGAAGGAGAUUGACAGCUUGAAAUCACAACAAAGCGAUUUGACAAAACAAAUGGAUUCCUUAAAGAGAGCAUCAAAUCCAAGCAAAGUUGAAGUUGAUAGGCUGAAGGAGCUUAGGAGCAUCACAACAGGAGAAGAAGAAGAAAUCAAUAGGCUUAUACAAGGAUCAAAACAACUGAAAGACAAGGCUUCAGAACUUCAGAAAAAAAUAGAGAAUGCUGGUGGUAUGCAGCUUAAAAAUCAGAAGGAGAAGGUUAACAAAAUUCAGUUGGACAUUGACAUUAAAAGAACUGAAAUCAAUCGCUGCAAAGUUCAAAUAGAAACAGGUCAGAAAACGUUAAAAAAGCUAGUCAAGGGGAUAGAAGAAUCUAAGAAAGAGAAGGAAAGACUGACUGAAGAGAAGGAAAAAUUGCUUUGUAUGUUCAAAGAGAUUGAGCAGAAGGCUUUUACAGUUCAGGAAAACUAUAAGAGAACACAGGAGCUCAUCGAUCAGCAUAAAGAUGUUUUAAAUAAAGCAAAAUCAGAUUAUGACAGCCUUAAGAAGACCAUGGAUGAGUUACGGGCAUCAGAGGUUGAUGCUGAUUACAAGCUGCAAGAUAUGAAAAAAGUGUACAAAGAGUUGGAACAGAAGGGGAGUGGUUAUGAGAAAAAGCUUGGUGAAUUAGGAACUGCUCUAUCAAAACAUUUGGAUCAGAUUCAGUUCGACAUGGUGGACCAGGAAAAGCUUCAGGCAGCCCUGACUGAUGAAACUCUUUCAGGAAAUUGUAUCCUUAAACGGGCUCUUGAAACUGUUUCACUUCUUGAAGCUCAAUUACAAGAGAUGAAUCCAAAUCUCGAAUCAAUUUCAGAGUAUCGAAAGAAAGUGUCUCUGUACAAUGAAAGAGUAGAAGAACUAAAUUCUGUAACCAAGGGCCGUGAUGAUUUAAAAAGACAAUAUGAUGAAUGGAGAAAAAGAAGAUUUGAUGAAUUUAUGGUGGGCUUUAAUACAAUAUCUUUGAAGCUUAAAGAAAUGUAUCAGAUGAUUACGCUUGGAGGUGAUGCAGAACUCGAGCUGGUGGAUUCUCUAGAUCCUUUUUCGGAAGGUGUUGUUUUCAGUGUUAGACCACCCAAGAAAAGCUGGAAAAAUAUUGCAAACUUAUCUGGUGGCGAAAAGACGCUCAGCUCUCUAGCUCUGGUUUUUGCCCUCCACCACUACAAACCCACCCCUCUUUAUGUGAUGGAUGAGAUUGAUGCUGCUUUGGAUUUCAAAAAUGUCUCUAUUGUGGGGCACUACGUGAAAGACCGCACCAAGGACGCACAGUUCAUCAUUAUAAGCCUUAGAAACAACAUGUUUGAAUUGGCUGAUCGACUUGUUGGAAUAUAUAAGACUGAUAAUUGCACCAAGAGUAUUGCAAUAAACCCGGGAAGCUUUGUUGUUAGUCAGAAAGCGGCUUAAGGUUUUUUAGAGAUGGAAAGCUGACAGGUGAAGAUAGAUUCAGGAAGCAUGUAAAUUAUCUGUUUUUUUUUUGUCGAAUGUUUGGCUAUGUAUGUUUCAUUAUUAUUACAAUAUUUGCCCGCCAAACAUUGGUAAAACAUUGAUGUGUGUUUCUAUUACUAUAUGGUAAAACGAAAUUUGAUACUUUUGACUGUAUAUAAUCUACCGCAAAAAUUAUUUCGGUGCACCCUUAAUUUUAUGGUAAUAACUCCCAAGUCCAUAAUAUACUCUGAGGCUUUUU
Messenger RNA from Cuscuta campestris, 4488 nucleotides. Lineage: Eukaryota; Viridiplantae; Streptophyta; Magnoliopsida; Solanales; Convolvulaceae. The record is from the annotation of a GenBank genome assembly.